UUCUCCAGCAUGGACCUUGACCCACGCAUUCAGCGAGCAGUUGCCAAGCUUGGAUUUGUUCAACCUACACUAGUGCAAGCUAAAGCCAUCCCAUUGGCAUUAGAAGGAAAAGAUAUUCUUGCUCGUGCAAGAACAGGUUCUGGAAAGACUGCAGCAUACUGCAUACCUAUUAUUCAAAAGAUCUUGACUUUCAAGACCAAUAAUGCAUCUGCCCCACCAGCCAUUCGCGCACUUAUCUUGGUGCCUACUCGCGAGUUGGCUGAGCAAGUUCAUCGCCAUAUCCAACAGCUUACCAUGUAUGCUACAAAGGAAGUUCGAUCAGUCAAUAUUUCUACUGGAGAUGUAUCCGUUGCAGGUCAAAGAUCAAUCCUGGCAGAAACUCCGGAUAUUAUUGUAGCCACGCCAGCAAAAAUCAUGGCACAUAUCCGCGAAAACAACCUUGAAUUGAAGGAAACAGUCGAGUCUAUGGUUAUUGAUGAGGCAGAUUUGAUUCUAUCGUAUGGUCACGAUGAAGAUGUCAAGAAAUUGCUGUUACAUCUGCCUCGGAUUUUACAAAGCUAUCUAAUGAGCGCAACUCUUUCUACAGAUGUCGAGGAGCUGAGACAGCUCGUUUUGCGGAAUCCUGUAAUUUUAAAACUAGAGGAGUCUGCUGAAGAACUGAGCAUGCUGACCCAAUACGUUAUUCAAUGUGAAGAAAAAGAAAAGUUUUUGCUCACUUUUUUUAUUUUCAAGCUUCAUGUGCAUCCGUUUGGAUCUGGCAAAGCGAUUGUAUUUGUCAACACCAUUGAUCGAUGCUACAAGCUCAAGAUUUUUUUAGAAUCGUUUGGGAUAAAAAGUUGUGCACUCAAUUCCGAACUGCCCCUCAAAAGCCGAUUCCAUAUUGUUCAGGAAUUCAACAAGGGUGUUUAUGACAUUAUCAUUGCCACGGAUGAAAACAGUGGUUUAUUUGAUGCUGAAGAUCGUGCGGACCUUGAGACAGAGGAAGCAAAAGCAAACAUGACAGUUGAUGACAAAGGCAAAACGGCAUCUAAAACCAACAAUAAAUCCAAGCGGGAAUCUAAUCACGAAUACGGUGUUUCUAGAGGAAUUGAUUUUGUAAAUGUCCAAGCAGUCAUCAACUUUGAUCUUCCUCGAUCAUCUCGAGCAUACCAGCACCGAGUUGGAAGAACUGCCCGCGGUGUACACAACAAAGGAUAUGCUCUUAGUUUUGUGACAAAUAGCUCAGAGCAUACUGUUGUGCAUUCAAGUCGCAAAAAGCAGCGUGCAGCAGCCGAACAGCAAUCCAGUAAAAUCAAGCAAAUGACAGACGCCGAGUUACUCCCACGUAUUGAAAAGCGACAAGCAGCUAUGGGUCGUGAGAUUUUGCCUUUUGCCUUUGAUAUGACCCAAGUAGAAGGGUUUCGAUAUCGUGUAGAUGACGUAUUAGGAUUGAUUACCAAGAAUGCCAUCAAAGAAGCACGACUAAAAGAAAUCAAGGCCGAGAUUUUGAAUUCCGAAAAACUCAAGACACAUUUUGAAAACAAUCCGCAAGAUUUUCAAGCUCUUCGCCAUGACCGAACCACUCAUUCAGUUCGUGCUGAAAAUCAUUUGCGUCAUGUUCCAAACUACUUGCUGCCAAAGGGAAAAGUAGGAGUGGCAUCUGGUGCUUCAACUGGAUUUGUACCGUUUCGUGUCAACAAGAAACGGAAGAUGCAAAAAGGUAGAGGGAAACCCAGCUCUAAUGCCUCGAAACAAAGAGCAGAUCCACUCAAGUCGUUCAAAUACACUGCUACUUGAUGAUUUGUGUGUUUGGUAACCUUUGAGUUUCCUGUUGAGGAUAAAGAAUCAAACUGAGCAAGAAAAGCUUAUUUUGAAUAAAUGAACAAAACAUAAUUGGCUUG
Molecule: messenger RNA, 1880 nt
Organism: Batrachochytrium dendrobatidis JAM81
Lineage: Eukaryota; Fungi; Chytridiomycota; Chytridiomycetes; Rhizophydiales
Exons: 6
Coding region: 10-1776 (588 amino acids)
Molecular function (GO): ATP binding; RNA helicase activity; nucleic acid binding
Source: RefSeq, a predicted model, not a curated record